CUUGCUAUGGGUUGUGUGUAUAAAUGUGAUCGAAUGUUAUGUGUUAAAGAAUCAAGCUAGAAUUAAGUCGAAAACGUUGAUACAUUUUAGUGACUUUGAGAUUGAAACAGCUCAAACAGUGAGUGUAAGAAAAUGGCUCAUGCAAAAGAAAGCGGUUUUCAUUAUCAAGAGAUCAAAGGAGAUUUAUUUAGUUGUUCCAAGGAUGCUUCUUUAGCUCACUGCAUUAGUGCUGAUGUCCACAUGGGAAAAGGAAUAGCAACCAUAUUUAAAAAGAUGUUUGGAGGAGUUGAGGAACUUCGUAGUCAGGGGAAAAAACCUGGCGAAGUGUCUAUCUUGCGACGUGAAGGACGUUUUAUAUAUUAUUUGGUAACCAAACCAAGAUAUUUUCACAAGCCGACCUACGACACAUUACGAAGUUCCUUAAUUGCCAUGAAAGUCCAUUGUAAAGAACACGAGGUUACAACGUUAGCCAUGCCUCGUAUUGGAUGUGGACUAGAUAGACUUGACUGGGGUGAAGUAAGAAAAAUAAUUAAAGAAACGUUUCAAGAUACAAACAUUCAUUUGACAAUCUACGCAUUAUGAUUAUGCAUUUUAAUGUUUGGAGAAUCACAAAGUUGUCAGCCCUCGUAUAAGAUGUAAGCAGACAAAUAUGUGAACUGGUGUGAGUUAAAUAUCAGAGUAAGACUUGAAAUUUCCGUUAAUAGCUAUAUAGUAUAAAAUUUGUGAUUGUUAAUAGCUAUAAGCUAUAUAGAUUUGACAAUAGUCGCUUUAAUGAGAUAAGUGCAUAGGACACAGACUUCCUAGAAGUAUAUAGUUAUUUAGUAUACACCC
Molecule: messenger RNA, 831 nt
Organism: Dendronephthya gigantea
Lineage: Eukaryota; Metazoa; Cnidaria; Anthozoa; Malacalcyonacea; Nephtheidae
Product: ADP-ribose glycohydrolase OARD1-like
Exons: 4
Coding region: 133-582 (149 amino acids)
Biological process (GO): peptidyl-glutamate ADP-deribosylation
Source: RefSeq, a predicted model, not a curated record